AUGAGAAUUUUCCGAGUACGACAAGCGGAUGAUGGCUUCUUUCGACAUUCCGAAUGGGUGCGUCGUAUUGGAUUACCUUCUUCAGUCUCAUUAGUUAGCAUCAUUUCCAUACCUCUGUUGGUCUUUGUAAUAUUACCGGCAACUCUUUUUUCUCUAUCGGGGCCAUCAACUUUAAUUUCAUUAAUUAUAGCAUUCUUGAUUGUUUUUCUUACGGCCAACCAUUUAUCAGAAUUGGCAUGUGCUGUCCCUAAAAAUGGCGUUGUUUAUCAUUUUUCAUUCGCGUCAAUCGGAGAAUUACCAGCUUACACAAUAGCUUGGAUUUCCUUUCUAGAUUCAAUUUGUGUCUCCAAUCUCUUAAUAUCUGCUUGGAGCCAACAUCUUAAUUUAUUGUUCCGAAAAGGAAUUCAUGUAGUAACAUCAUUGGAGUUAGUGCACAAAGACUCAGAGAACUGGCUACUUACCCCUCAAUACGAUCUUCUCGCUGUCCUUUCAGUCGUUGUUUCUCUUUUCAUUUUGUGCUGUAGUUUGAAGGUUAUGGGAACAAUUUCUAUUUGUUUCCUUUCUGUAACAAUCCUCAUAAUUGCUAGUUGCGGGAUGGUUGCUUUUUUUCAUGCUGAUCCACAAAAUUGGAUUGAUGCACCAUUCUUCACUCAUGGUUAUGUUGGAGUUUUGAAAGGAGUUUGUGCUUUAUUGGUUGCGUUUUGUGGGGUUGAGAACACAAGUUAUCUGCUGGAAGAAACUAAGAAUCCCAGGGGACGAACACCCUCAUUGACAUCCGUUUUAACAGUGUUACUAGGGAUUGUCUUUUUCUUCAUCAUUAUGAUAUUCAGUUUGGCGACUAAUGUAGCUCUGGUACCAAGUUCGACUCUAAUUCCUGAGAUCUUCACCGUUAUGAACAUUCCAGCUGCUAGAUAUAUGUUGACAGUUGCCUCUGUGUGUGGUUUAUCUGGAGCUGUUCUAUCGUCUUUUCUUCCAGGAUCUAGAAUUCUUGCGGUACUGGCUGCAGAUGGUUUACUACCGUUCCCAUCAGAUUCUUCGCUGCGUUCACCUAUCAUAUCCAUCUUCUUCUUUUCAAUUUUUGUUUCGUUUUCACUUUUGGUCAAAACAGAAGUAACAUUUGGAAUAGUGUCUUUCACAACACCAAUAAAGUAUCUGAUCAUAUGUUCUUUAACCUAUAUUCAUCAUUACACACCGGAGCCAGUGGGUAUUCCUCAUGAGACAAGUCAAUACAGGAAACUAGCAAAACGUACGCGAUAUCUCUCAGAUACAGGAUCCAUUGUCAGCGCUGCUCUAGAAGAUAGCCAAUAUUCUAUGGACACUGCUGUUUUCGUACAAAUGAACAUAGCUCAUAUGGAACAGCGACGUCUCCAACGGCAGCUUGAGCAGGAACAAAAAGAAGAGCUUGAAAAACAACCAGUUUUAGGAAAGUCUGUUUCUCAAUAUCAGUCUUUGAGCAACCCGAAAGAAUACUCGAUGGAAAAUGAUAGUCACAACUGCAUUGCCCAUGGUUGUUCACCACCUAAUACAGAUGACGAAUCGAUAGGAAAUUCUCAUUUGUAUCAUCGUGAGGUUCCAGAAAUUCCGUACUGUUCAUCAUUUAAUGGUUCGCAUCGCGUUUCCACACCGAUAGAUAUGAACUCCGAAUAUAGAAAAGCUAAAGCUAUCUUUUUGCUCUUUCUUGUGUCGUCUUUCGUUUUUUGCUUUCUUCUUACCCAUAUUGCCAAACACGGGAUUUCUUCCUACGUUCUUCUCUCAGUACUGUUAAGUCUUUGUUCAGUGUGUUUCGCGACAAUACAUCAUGUUCCCACUAAUGAUUAUAUUUUCCGUCGUAAGUGGAAGACUCCUCUUUUUCCUCAUGCGACUUUGUUACUAAUAUUCAGUAUUAUAUGGGCAGUAUCAUCAACAUCAUUCACUGUCAUAGUGUAUAGCUUUGUAUGGCUUGUUUGUGGCUGGGUUCUCUACUUUUGCUAUGGAUUCUGGUUUAGUGUUGAACAGUAUAAUCGAGGGAGGAAACAACCGUCUGAAGACACUGAAGCUUAUCGAGCAAUCAUUGGUGAAGACGUGGCCUCUGAAGCAGUUUAA
Auanema sp. JU1783 is the source of this 2082-nucleotide messenger RNA. The record is from the annotation of a GenBank genome assembly. Lineage: Eukaryota; Metazoa; Nematoda; Chromadorea; Rhabditida; Rhabditidae.